GGUCGCGAAUGGCAUGAAAGCAAGUUGGUUGCUUAUAGGUCAUCCGCAAGAUAGUGCAAAAGAAAAGAUGGCUGCAGUCCGUGCAUGGUUAUUGAUGGCAUUACUCGCAAGCAUUUGCUUGGUGAAAGAAAAUAAUGCAGAAGAUAUUGGUUACGGCACUAUUGGAAAAGGUGGUGGUGAAGUUCAUUGUGGAGUUGGACAUAAGGGGAAUUGUCGUCCUCAUGAAGCAGCGCCUUACCAUAGACCUUGCGAGAAAAAGGAUGGGUGUAGAGGAGAUCCACCGAACACGAAAAAGAUAGUUGAACAUGAUGGAAAUUUGCCGAAGCCCAAAGCAGGGAAGAGAAUUAAAGAUGCUGAACAAUUGCUUCACUCACUUGGGCCAACUCCCAUGUGAGUUUGUCAAAGUAUGCAAGAGAAGGAGAUAAAAUCUCUUUCCUCGUUAAAAGAAGAGAAGAAGAUCGAUGAAUUCUCGCACUUUGUCGAGUUAUGUUAUAUCUAUUUGUUGCGUGAUGUGUGUAGUACGUGUUGCUGGGUCAUUUUGUUUACAUUCUCUAAGCUACCUUCUAGGGAAGAUGAUGGCCCUACUGAAUUUCUUAAGCUUAAUUAGCCAAAUUUCUUCGCAUUAUGGAGGAACUUGGUUUGUGUCAUGUUAAUAGAGUGUUUCCUUUUUAUCAAUUAUGUAAUACUACCUUGAUCCACAAUAAAGUACUGCUUCCUCGCAGAGGCAGCUUAUUUCUUUA
This is a messenger RNA of Phoenix dactylifera (date palm), 740 nucleotides long. The record is from RefSeq and is a predicted model, not a curated record. NCBI's taxonomy places the organism in Eukaryota, Viridiplantae, Streptophyta, Magnoliopsida, Arecales, Arecaceae.